This is a messenger RNA of Canis lupus familiaris (dog), 4970 nucleotides long. It is a transcript of the gene CYTH3, whose product is annotated as cytohesin 3. Lineage: Eukaryota; Metazoa; Chordata; Mammalia; Carnivora; Canidae. Gene Ontology annotation, biological process: regulation of ARF protein signal transduction. Bases 1324 to 2382 code for a protein of 352 amino acids. Gene Ontology annotation, molecular function: guanyl-nucleotide exchange factor activity. The transcript has 15 exons. The record is from RefSeq and is a predicted model, not a curated record.
GUUCAGAGCAUCUUCUCUUGUCUCUGCUUGAAUGCUUCCUGUGAUAAGUGCUCACAGCACCAUGGGGUGGACAAUCCCAUUGUUGGGUAUUGGUCUCCUUUCCCUGGGGCAGAAAUCCAUUUCUUUAGAGGUGGAGUUUCCAAGAAGGCUCCCUGGAGAAGGGGAGGUCAGAACUGCACUUUGAAGGUAUUGAGUUGACCAGGGAAGGAAAUGUGGUGAUAUGUUCCCAGAAGAGGAAAAGCCAGAGGAACAUUUUCCAACCUGGUCCUGUGUACCCCAAUGGAAGCCUCACCAGGGGCCUUGUUGGGCAGGUUCUUUGGUGAAUAACCCUGAGAGAAUUUCAGUUACCCCCCACAAGCCCCCCCUUCUUCAUCAUCUGUCCAUGUCUUCAACAUCCGGUGGCAUCCCUUGGCCUGCCUGUCUGAGCCCCUUCAUUACUCCUUGUCUUGGGUUUUCUAGGAGACACUUUGUUAUCAAAUCCUCCAGGACAGGCAAGUGCAACAUCUAUAAUUAAGUGUGUCUGUUAUUAAAUCCUACGCCUUAAUGAAGAAUUCUUGCUGAGGUGCAUGGAGCGUGAGUGAGGAAGUAAAAUGUCCUAGAAUUCACAGAAGCUCCGAGCUGCAGGCUGGGAUAGAAAUGAACAAAAUCCCCAGUGACUGAGCUACAGACUGUCCUCAUCUAGGAACUUCUCACCGUGUCCUGAUAAGCCACUUCUUGCCUCCAAGGAAGAAUACUUGGGAGUUAAACUGAUAAAGAAGCCAGCUCAUAGUUGUCACUGUGGCUGGGGACAGGGUGAUACAUAGAUAAACAGUGAUGAAGAUGUUGAUGCAGUUGAUGGAGGUGCUAGAGAAAAGGAUGCAGAAAAGUGAAGAAUGAGGGAGACUUCUGGAGAAGUCUCUGCCUCCACUGGGGAGAAGCCAAGAGACUUGAAAGCCUUUUAAGUCUUGAGGACACUCGCCCUGACUCACCUGCUGCGACAGGGUGUCUCCCUGCGAAGCCCGUCUUUCACACACAGACAAAUGCCGCAUGCUUGAGGGCGUGUCUCUAUUUCCUUGGGUAGAAGAUAGUUCUUCAGUUCCCAAACAGAAUCUGGAAUUCGUUCUCCUUGGGAGGAAGCCACCGGGACCGCCUGAGGGUGGAGGAGACUGCCCUUCUCUGGGCAUCCAGGGAAGACUCCACCUCCUCAAUUGACCGAGACCACCAGAUGCGGACGUGCCUGAAGACCUCUCAUUAGAAGAGAGAGAAGAACUUUUAGACAUUCGUCGAAGAAAGAAGGAACUUAUUGAUGACAUUGAGAGGCUGAAAUAUGAAAUUGCCGAAGUGAUGACUGAGAUUGACAAUCUGACUUCAGUGGAGGAGAGCAAAACUACCCAGAGGAACAAGCAGAUAGCCAUGGGGAGGAAGAAAUUCAACAUGGAUCCCAAAAAGGGAAUUCAGUUUCUAAUAGAAAAUGACCUGCUGCAGAACUCCCCAGAAGACGUAGCCCAGUUCCUGUAUAAAGGAGAAGGCCUAAAUAAGACUGUGAUUGGGGACUAUCUGGGUGAGAGGGACGACUUUAAUAUUAAAGUUCUCCAGGCGUUUGUCGAACUCCAUGAGUUUGCUGAUCUGAACCUUGUCCAAGCCUUAAGGCAGUUCUUGUGGAGCUUUCGACUUCCGGGGGAGGCUCAGAAGAUCGACCGCAUGAUGGAGGCGUUUGCGUCCCGCUAUUGCCUGUGCAACCCGGGCGUUUUCCAGUCCACAGACACCUGCUAUGUGCUGUCGUUUGCCAUCAUCAUGCUCAACACCAGCCUCCACAACCACAAUGUGCGGGACAAGCCCACGGCUGAGCGCUUCGUCACCAUGAACCGUGGCAUCAAUGAGGGAGGGGAUCUCCCGGAGGAGCUGCUGCGGAACUUAUACGAGAGUAUCAAGAACGAGCCGUUUAAGAUCCCCGAGGAUGAUGGCAAUGACCUGACACACACGUUCUUCAACCCUGACCGUGAGGGCUGGCUCCUGAAGCUGGGAGGAGGGCGGGUGAAGACCUGGAAGCGGCGGUGGUUCAUCCUCACCGACAACUGCCUCUAUUACUUCGAGUACACGACAGACAAGGAGCCCAGGGGCAUCAUUCCCCUGGAAAACCUCAGCAUCAGAGAGGUGGAGGACCCCCGGAAACCGAACUGUUUCGAGCUUUAUAACCCGAGCCAUAAGGGCCAGGUCAUCAAGGCCUGUAAAACGGAGGCGGACGGCCGAGUGGUGGAGGGGAACCACGUCGUGUACCGGAUCUCUGCCCCGAGCCCUGAGGAGAAGGAAGAGUGGAUGAAAUCCAUCAGAGCAAGCAUCAGCAGGGAUCCCUUCUAUGACAUGCUGGCCACGAGGAAGAGGAGGAUUGCCAAUAAGAAAUAGAUCCCUCCUGGCCGCAACAGGUGAAAGUGGAAGCCGAAAUCCCGCAGCAGAAAGUUGACUGGGAGCCUCCCCGUACAGACACCCUGGGCCCAACCUCGCCCUCCUGCCGCCUCCCCCGAGGAGGCAGCGCCUGCACCGGGCGGCGGCUUCACGGAGGCGCCACUCUGGGGUCGCCGAGGGCGCGGCCCGUGCUCUGAGGGGCCUUCUGUGCGGGGCGCCGCCCGCGCGUCCCAACGCCGCCUCCGUGGACAGGACCUCGUGCCCCGCGGGCCACAUGCGCACUCCCCGUGGCUGUGUUCACCAUUCUAGAAGCCGCCGUUUUCUAUCAGGACAAGAAAGGAAAAGCUACCACUUUUUUAUUCAGAGUUUUUUCUCAGAUAUAUAGGAUUAUAGCUUUUAUAUGCCUUUUUAUAUUCUGAAAUUAUAACAAAAGAUACUUACUUUCUAACAGUAUUUUUAGAAUGGCAGCUAUAAACAGAACUCCUGGGCACAAGUACAGGACACAAGUACAUGCACUGAGGAAACCUCUGUCCACACAUGUGCAGUGCAGAGGGGCAGGCACCUCGGUGCCCCCAAGGGGCCCAGGGCUGGGCUCCAGGGGGUGGGCAGGCUCCAGGGCUACUCUUCAGCGCAGACCUUGUGCCCCCACAGAGUACCCUCUGAAAAGGCAGAUCUUUAACAUCGAAGUGAUGGUUCUGGGUGUUUCUCUUGUGACUGCAGUCCUGCGCAGCCCGGGUGCUGAGCCCCACGGAGCAGCUGCUUUGGCCUGUGUGGCCCGCCAGCUAGUGGUUCCCUGUGGGUCAGUCUUCGCUAUUGAAAACCUGUUGGCAAAACAAAUACUUUUUACAGACCCGAUGAUAAUUUGACCAGAUCUUUUAACCUAACACAUAUAGACAAAUAACGAGAACGAACCUUACUCCAUGUUUUCAGAGACUUACUCUCUCGCUACGAGCAGGGAGAGAGGACGCUGUGGGAUGAAGGCACGGGGCACUGAGGGUUUCCUGUAAAUAGUGUAAAACCCCACAUAUGCACUGGUGGUGGAACUUCAGAGGAUCCACCAUCAGGUAGUUGUCAGGUUGCUGUUGAUCUCAUGGUAGGUGCUCAGGGCGGCUGCCGGAGGGAAGGUGGAUCUCCGAGCAGGACAGGGGGUGCUGGUGGGUGAGGUUGGGGUGCUGUGUGCUGGGACGCUGCAUCUGGGUCUUUGGGAUGGAACCCCCUGGCCCACGCGGCUGUUCUGGCGGUGGGUCCCCGGACCGUCCUGUGCCACAUGCAAGUCCCAGAAAGCAGCCCUCAGACCGUGAGCACCUGUGUGAAGAUGUUAAGUACAAGUGACUGUUCCUGUGAGUUGCCUUGGUGCUGGAACUGACCGGCUGCGGGCCCCUGGCCUCGACGCCGCUGACCUUGACGUAGCUUUAAGUCCCACUAAAUGCAAAGGGGUCUGAGCCCAGGACUCUCUGACCUGCAUUGAACUGAUUGUUUCAUUCCCAAGCUUUUAGGCUUUGUUACUGUACUGAUACCUCAAAUUCGAAACUGUAGUUUUUGAGAAAGGCGAGUAUAUGUGCCGGCAUAUAUGCAACUCUGGCCUCCGGUCUUCCACGGACACGCGGCGCCUGGAGCCCGGGCCCAGCGCUGCUCAAGAGCGCCCCGGCGGCGGCGGCCCGAUCGGUAGCUCCCGCGAGGGAGAGCGUCCCUCUGUCCUGCGGCCGCCCCAGCUAGGCCCCUGGGGAAGCAGGGCUUUCUGGCCCCGGGCUUGGCCUCAGCGGGGUUGGGAGAAGCAAGCUUCAGGAAGGCCCGGUAGGAACUGUUCCUCCCCGGUCAUGGCUCUUUCCCCAGGAGCGAGGCAGAGGCCGCGGUGCUUAGAAUCCGUGGGACCUGCCCCCCAUGUUACGGGAGAUCCUCUCGUUCCCCGUCUAUGUGGUGACAGUAUUAACACGACGGGCACACCAGCCGUCGGACCCACUCCACCUGCGGGCAGGCCCGUCCAGGCCGCCGCCCGGACCUCAGCCUCCCCCCCCCCCCCCCCCCGCCCCACGUCUGCGUGGCGUGCUUGAAUUGAGGCCAAGGGCAGGCGGCAGUGCAGGGGGGGGGGCGCGCCAGGCGGGCCUCCGUGAACGCUCGAGGUUUAACUGGAUGACCCUGGACCCAGGCAAGCGUCUUCAGGAUCAUGGAACAACUGUCAACAGUUUAAUGUGGUACCAAACUGAAUCAAAAUAGGAGCUAUUUAUAGGUGAAGCAGCAUUUAAUGCUUCAUAUAAAGCAAUGCAUAUUUUUUAAAGUUAAAAUGCGUAUUAUUGACGUAGAUGUGCUUUGCUGGGGAAGUUAGGUCUGUUGUAGACCUGAAACCACACGUUGUGAUUUCACAUUUUCUUAUUUUUUCUUAGACAUUUCUAUUUACGGUAAAUAGUUAAUAUGUAAAUAAUGUACAUAGAGCUUUCUGGAGUGUUUGUUAUUCAGUGUAUAUACUCCCACCACCUGCAUGAAUACCCUAUCAAUAUUUUGUUGUAAAAUGAAUAGUAAAAAUGGAAGGUGUAUGGCCGUCAAAUUGCAAAUACUGUGUUCACAAAAUUAAAAAUGCAUUGUUUAAACAA